AUGUCGAAACACUAUAGUACAAAACAUGAUGUGGAGAAGAACAGAACAGAUUCUUCCACUCCACUUGAUCAGAAAAUCUUAUCAGCGCUACGAUUGAUAGUGCAACCUGAACGAAGAGAGGUCCCCGUGGCUCAAAUUAUCCGUCAACCUAGUGCAAGUCCUACUGAGGAAGGAGGCAUAAGGAGGUGCAACUGGAUUACGAACACUAGUGGUAAGUUGUUUGAGCUGCUUGCAAUGUCUUGGAUGCUAAUGGAUUUCUACUGGACAGAAAUCUUAAAAAGGAGGGAAUUCCUGAGAUAUUCUUCUGCUGGUUUUGAUCCCAAGAACGUGUCUAAAAUGGAAGAAAAAGAGAUCCUUGAAAUGGCCUCCAAUGAAGAGCUAACUUUAGCAGAAAGCAGAGUUAGGUGCAUAGUAGACAAUGCAAAAUGCGUAACAAAGGCAAGUUUUUUCUAA
Messenger RNA from Fraxinus pennsylvanica, 453 nucleotides. NCBI's taxonomy places the organism in Eukaryota, Viridiplantae, Streptophyta, Magnoliopsida, Lamiales, Oleaceae. The record is from the annotation of a GenBank genome assembly.